Molecule: messenger RNA, 2119 nt
Organism: Gambusia affinis (western mosquitofish)
Lineage: Eukaryota; Metazoa; Chordata; Actinopteri; Cyprinodontiformes; Poeciliidae
Gene: lg15h5orf15
Product: linkage group 15 C5orf15 homolog
Exons: 3
Coding region: 57-962 (301 amino acids)
Source: RefSeq, a predicted model, not a curated record
CCCACCGGGCAUAUCAGGCCACCGUAAAGCCCGCCCCCUUUCAGUCACUCAUCAACAUGGCGGCGCACAGAAAUUCGAUGCAAAGCUGGACAAAUAUUUACGUCUUUUGUUUGAUUAUUUUCCUCCAGCUGUGGUUUAACGUCUGUCUUUCAGCUCCAGCCAACAAUACAUCAGAUUCUCUGGGAAGAGACCCACAAGCUAAUUUGAACGUCUCGGCUGUGGCAGCAACUCAGACAAAGACGACUACAGAGGCAGAGAAACGGAGUACACCAAGUCCAAACGUCACAUCAACAACUGCAGCCGCCCCCAAACCCACAUCUACAGAGGACAAAGAUGUCAACAGGAUGACCCCUGCAGAAGAACCCACCGUGGAUCUUCCAGCACAGCGCAAGGAAGACACUACUGACACGCUCCCUCCACCUGCAGACAAAGAAACUACAAAAACUACGAAAGAAACUACGAAAGAGAACGCAGUGAAGAUGACUUCUGCUCCCACCGCCAACAACAAGGUGACCCAGCCAACAGGUGAGCCCGACGUCCAGGGCACCUCCACAGCGGAAGGCGUCGAUCCACAGCUUGGUACAGAGAACGGAAAAGAAACCAAAGCUGUUGACGAAUACGACAGUUAUGACGGAGACUUUAUAGUUUCCCCCUCCGAAGGGACAAAGGAAGAUAAAGGGCGAAUCAACACCAAGCAGCCGGUUAACGUGCUGGAGGAAGUCGACAGCUUCAGCUCAGAGGAACAGGACUCCCACUUCUUCUUCCACCUGGUCAUCCUGGCCUUCCUGGUGGCCGUCGUCUACAUCACCUAUCACAACAAGAGGAAGAUCUUCCUGCUGGUUCAGAGCCGCCGUUGGAAGGAUGGAUUGUGUUCCCGUAACAACGUGGAAUAUCGGCGCCUGGACCAGAACGUCAACGAAGCCAUGCCGUCCCUCAAGAUGACCAAAGAUUAUAUUUUUUGAUUGAGGCUCCUGUAAACAGAAAUCCAGCUGCUUGUCUGAUCAUUCGCAUAAAGUAGAGAGGCUUUGCUUUUUUUCAAAAAUCAUGUUUUAAUUUGCAACAGCGGAAAUAAUUUACUGUUUGCUGGAGUAGAAGUGGACAGAUUGUUGACUUUCUGACAUUUUUUAUUUUAAUGUUUUCUUCAUUUAAAAAAAAAUAUUUUUUACAUCUUUGUGUAAAUUUUUUUUUUUUAAUUAAAGCUCAAACGAAUAAGGUGAUGUAACAUUUAGAUUCCUAAUUAUUGUAUUUCCUCCUAUAAAUGUCGAUUUCUCUCAGCAUUCAAACCGAGCUAUACACUGGCACGUAAAGCACUUUGUGUCAUUCAUACAUUUAUUUAAAAAGCAUUAACAAAGCAGAGUAACCAUGUAAAAUAAAAUCAAUUAACACCUGUGUGUAAACUGAUCUACCUUAAUUGCGCCUUGUAGGUAAAUAUUAGGAAAUAUUAGCCACCAGACUCUUAAUGUUCUUGUUCUGUAUGGAUAGUUCUAAAACAUCCAGGGACGGUUGAAUGGUUUGGGUUUUUUAGUUUUUAUUGGAUCUAAUAUAAUUUGCACUUAUAAAUAGUUUCAGAAAAUGCAGUGACCUCCUGUAUUACACAACUUUGGUUUAUGGAUAUGAAUAAAACAGUAGUGUGUUGUUAAGGGUAAACAUUUGAUCAGGGGAGGAAUAAUCUUCAGGUGACGGAUAAUCUCGUGUGUUUAAGCCAUUUAAGAACGCCUUGAAUGGAAUGUACUAAUUUAUAGGAAUCUUUUAUUGCCAGGCUUCUGUGUUUGUCUCGACCGCUUUAUGUUUUAAUUACCGGGUUCCUCCAGGUUUCGCUGUGCAGAUGUUCUGUGGCCUCCUGCUUUAUGGCUUCAGUGAAGUCUCUGUCAAUCCAUCGCCAAAUGAUGCAAAAGCAACUGCAGCGGCCCGUUUUACUCCCAUUUACCAGGAAAAUGUGCAGCAAGUCAAGGAUUUAGUUAUUUGAGGUGUUUCCCCUCUGUCUGUUGGCCUUUUAGACAUGUCCAGCUCUGUGUAAUACAUGGUAGUUAGAAUGUGGGGUUUGCUCUUAUGAUCUACUGCAAUCAACAUUACACUAUACAAUCGUUUUCUCAAUAAAGCACAAAUUAUACAAAUGUUA